Molecule: messenger RNA, 804 nt
Organism: Zootermopsis nevadensis
Lineage: Eukaryota; Metazoa; Arthropoda; Insecta; Blattodea; Termopsidae
Source: RefSeq, a predicted model, not a curated record
CAACGUUUCUAACUUAUUUUGACGGGGUUAGACCAGUCAUGAGUUCUCCACAUACUAGGAAACUAUUAUACUUCGCGGGAGUGCUCGGAAAUCAACCGAUGCUUACGAAACACGAGAAUUUCCUGGGUAAUUUGAAAAGUAUGUAACUGAUACCAAAGAACUUGGUCCACUUUAAUUGGAUGUAUGAUGCCAAGCCCACUUAUAUAUAUAUGGAGGCUUCUUACAAUCCGUAUCACAGGGUUCGGUCGAACACCAUGAGGCAUCAUCUGGCUGUGAUCCUGGUUUUGCCACUCGUGGCAUCCGUGCUACUACACGCAGAGGUAAAAGGAGCCAGCACUAGCGAGUCCACGAACAAGCAGACAGCCGAGUCAAAGAAUUCAAAAUUUAAUUUUGGUUACAAUAGCAAUGGCGUAAAUCCUGGAAGCGUUGUGUACACAUUAGGUGGUUACUACCCAGGAGGUAGUGGAUACUACCCUGCAGGUGCAAACGGCGGAUACCCUGGAUACCCUGGAGCAGCUGGAGAAAAUCCUGUGUAUCCAGAGACAAGACCGAAUCCUUGCGGCGAUGAAGAUGAAGGUCCAGUGUCAGGUGCAGAUGGAGGCAAGAUUCCUGGCGGAGUUCCAGUCGACAAUGAGGUGGAGGUUUUCAAUGUGCCACAGUCAAACCAAGGAGGUUACCCUGGCAGAGGAGAAUAUCCCAACGGAGGAUAUCCCAGUGGAGGGUAUCCUGGAUAUUACCCUGGUGUCUACACAGGAUAGGCAACGCAGACACAACGGAAAGAUACUCAGAAGAUUCUCUCUGAAA